Molecule: messenger RNA, 3963 nt
Organism: Biomphalaria glabrata
Lineage: Eukaryota; Metazoa; Mollusca; Gastropoda; Planorbidae
Product: zinc finger protein 605-like
Exons: 2
Coding region: 178-2619 (813 amino acids)
Biological process (GO): regulation of transcription by RNA polymerase II
Cellular component (GO): chromosome
Molecular function (GO): chromatin insulator sequence binding
Source: RefSeq, a predicted model, not a curated record
UCUUACUUAGAUCUAGAUCUAGAAUUUAUUUAGAGACUAGACUAGAGUAGAGAUCUAGAAAUCUAGAUUUGCAUUCUAGAUCUACAUGUUUACCGUUUAAUCAAUAUAGAUCUAAAAUUUAGAAUCCUUCCCUUAAAAAGAAGUUAAUCACAUGAAAUGUUUGAGUAAUCUUCGACAAUGAAUCCUACUAAAGUUGAUAUUAUAAAAACAAAGUUAUUACAAUCUGGCGAUACUGUGCACUUGGUCCCAGAUUUUUCUAGAAAGCUCAGUCUUGUUGAUGCUGAAUUGGAAGAAUCAAAUCCUAUCAGCCCUGCAGUUCUAUCUGGUGUCCAAGAGAAGUCACAGUCACCACCAGCAGUGAUCAAGAGUUCACCUAGCUUAGAUAGACAGGAGUCUGAUGUGAACGCCAGCCCUGUCAACAAGUUUGUUUGCUGCUGUGGUGAGAAGUUUGAAAAGUCUGUCCAGAUAGCUUCUCACAAGCGAUGGUCCUGUAAAUUUAAGCAGAAAACUGCCCAGUGUGAGGUGUGUGAAAGUUGGUUUGCCACAGAUGUUGGGCUGAAACGGCAUAUGAAGCAUGCCCACGGAGGCAUUGUUAGCUGUGCCAACUGCAAUUUGCGGUUUCCGACUAAGAUAAAGCUGACGCGGCAUUGGAUUGAAGCUCACCAUGAUGAAAACAAAGAGGGAUUCAAACAACUCAAAUGCUUUGUGUGUAAUGAUACAAACUUUGAUAGCAAAUUUGAAUUGGAAUGUCACUUGGUUGUUCAUAAAUAUGAAAAACACCAUAAGAAAAUAGCCAAUCAGGGACUGUGGACUCAUUUUGCACCAUAUCAUAUGCCUUUUAUGCGACCACCUUUUCCCCAUAUGUCAAGAUCAUCUUGCCAGUUCUUCCCUCGACAUCCUCCUCCGAUGCCCACUCAUUUCCUUCGACAUCCACCUCCUUUUUUCCCCCCGCCUUUUCCACUACCCCAGUUUCCAUUCCCUCCACAAGUGUUUAACUCUUCAGCGCCUACGCCAUCAAGUCAAACAAAGGAUUCUCUGUCGACUAAAGAAACAGUGGCUUCACCCCUUCCCCAGGAGAGCUUUCCUGAGGACAAAGUGGAUCCUUCCAAUCCAAAUCUUACUGCUAACUUUCCUCGUCAUGACCAUGUUUUUGAUGAUUAUGUGGUGCUACCCCCAUACUUUCCUCAGCAUCACCAUCAUCACAAGAAACAUGGAAAGCUGAAGUGGAAAAAAUAUAUGAAGCUUAUGAUUAAAGGGAAAGUGCCCAUGCUUUGGAACAGUAGACAACCGCCCUAUGCCAAGGAAGCUGAUGUAGAGAUGCCAUCUAAUGCAAAUGCCUCAAAUGAUAAAAGCGAUGAACAGUCUGAAUUUAAAAUUGCUUGCAAGUUCUGUGACAGCAUUAUCCAGAGAAAUAGAAUCAACUGGCACCAGCGCAGGGAAUGUCCUGUUCUGGCUGUACACAAAUGUGGUGUCUGUGACAGAGUCUUUAGGAAAAGGCAUUUCCUAAUUCGGCACAUGCAUGAGCAAAACCAUUUCACUGCAGACAGCCAACCAGCCUCUACUGCACCCUCUACUGAUAUGCAGUCGAGCAAUUUAUCAACUACACAAGAAAAGUUAAAUUCAUCUUUGCAAUUGCUUAAAGUUACAGAAACGGUUUCCACUGUUACUAAUAAGGGGAAUCAGAGUAAUAUGGAGUUUAGUACAGAGGAUAAAGAAACUAUGGCUCCACAACUCAUGGAAGAUAAAAGCAAAACCAGUGUAAUUAUUGAAGAUCGAGACAUUCCGAAUAAGUUUCAGUCUGAAUGCUGCGUCUGUAAACAUGUAUUUUUUAAUAAAGCUAUGCUAUGUGACCACUUAAGGGGACACAUUAGCCAAAUACUUACCAUACAGAAAGUACAUGAGUGGACUUUGAAGUCUUCAGAUUAUUUUUACUUGGGCAACCCAGAUGAGGAACAAACAACGGCAACAAGCAGUAGCUGCCUGGACACAGAAAUCACUUCCACGACGGAAUCUUUAGUGCCAGAAAAUAGCACAGAUUUGUCUGACUUAAAAUGGACUAAACCGCACACAAAACGAAAUAGCCACCAUGCAAAAGGUGAAAUGUUGCUGUGCGAAUUCUGCAGUGAACAUUUUUCUUUCAGGAAAGAUCUCCACUACCACAUGGAGACUCAACACAAGGACUGUACUCUGAAAUGCCCUCUGUGUAAGAAGAAGUUCAGUUGGAAGAAACGGGGCAAAUUUUAUGAACGGCACUUGAACUCUCAUUUUGGGGUCAAAGUAUUUAAACACAAGUGUGAGGUGUGUGGCAAGACAUUUCUGGAGAACUCAAAGCUCAGGGCUCACAUGUCUCUGCACAACAAUGACCUUCUCCAUCGCUGCUCAGUAUGCCAGAAAGGGUAUGCAAACAAGUCUAGCCUUGUGCGUCAUGAGCGAAUGCAUAAGGGGAUAAAGCCGUACCAGUGCGAAACAUGUUCAGAGAGUUUCAUGGAGAAGAGAGAGCUGCUGAGGCACUCCACUGCCCACACGGGUGUCGCACCUUUCAUUUGUGGUGAAUGUGGACAGGGCUUCACGCUCAAAACCUCAUUGGUGUCUCAUUUGAAGAAGAAACACAACAAAUAAACUAUUCAUUCUAGGAAAAAGAAAUGUGCAAAAGCAUAAUAAAACUGUUGUUAACUUCAAUUUUUUAAAAGGCUUAUAGUCUUUCACAAAGAUAUAUAUAUACUACAGAUAUCUAUCUAUAUUAUGUAUAACUAUUUAAAUAAAUAAACAUAUAUUUGUCAUUUUUGUAAAUCAAUAAGUAUAAUAGAACAGCUUGGUUAUUCACACACAUAUAUGAUUGCCUAUUUUCUGGAAGAACUUUUAUUUGAGUUAUUUGGCAUUGAUGUUAACCUGAAACCUACUCCUACUAAACUUGAACAGCUAAGAUUAUUUUGCUAUCCAGGCUGUGGUCCUUAAGUCUGUAAUAGGAUGAUGUCAUCAGUUGCUAUUUUAAAUCAGAGAUUUUAUACCACCUAUCCCACCAGCCACAAUCCUCAACUAGCAUCAGCUUUAUCUAAUAGUUGGCUUGGUUACAUAUAGACUCUCCUCUCUUUCCAUUUUUGUCUCAGAAACUGUAAAGCCAUUGAUGUAUUUGACCUCAAGAGAUUAGUUAACGGACAACUUUGUGAUUUUACAAAUUUUGACUCUUGAUAUGUGAAGCAGAGAUGUAACAGUAGUAAGGUAUUAGAAUUCAAAGAUUAAAUAUGAAUAUUACACAUUGUGCAAGAUAAACAAUUUAUUUAUUUUUUAACAUGUAAAAAAUUAUUUGAAAUUAAAAUGAUUUUUUAAAACUUUUUAUUUUGGAUAUUGAAUUUUAAACUGAACAUUUAUUCAUAAUGAACAUUUUUUGUCACCUAUUAUUACAUGCAAUAUUAAUUUUAAAAAAUCAAAUUUCGUAAAGUUAUUACUUUUUUAUAAACAUUUUAAUAAUAGUAAUGACAUGCCUUGUAUUGAUAUCAUUGCUACUAAUAAAUAAAUAUAUAUUGUUUUAUGUUUUUUGUUUUUCUGAUAGACUAAAAUGGAUUCUUGUAUUUUUUAAAGUGUGCAUUCCAUUUAUUUUUCUGUAACCUAUUUAUCAAUCUUCUAACAUAACUAGCUGAUACCCAUUCUGCGCUAUUGUUUAAAUAGUUGGUAUUCACUCUGAAACCCCUCAAAUAAAACACAGCUUGUCUUACUAUGCUCCCCCAACAUAAUUUUCUAGCCCUCAAAUUGUAUGACCUUUUUUUUUUUUGUCUCUUUCAAUGCUACAAAUGAAGGGCCUCCAACACCCUAUGCACACACACUUCUUAGGCCCACCAGUUUGGCUAAAGUAUAUUCUGAUGAAACAGCUUUCCUUGAAUUCUAAAUGCGCAUAACUAUACCUGAUACCCAUGCUACGCUUCCAUCAAAAUAGUUGGUAUAUGUGUAUAUCGCCUUGAACACUUU